CAGCGACGCGCGCGCUGGCGGCAGCGUGACAAAGCCGGCGCUCCCGCCAACGCACGCGCAGCUCGCGCGUAUACACCGCGGAUCUGCAUUCGGCAACAGUAGUCCAAGUGCGACCGGCGGCGACAGCGCGCAACGUCAACAACUCAUCUUCAAUAUCGAUAAGGGAGCCAAACCAUAAUGCUAGUGAAGAGAGCGAUGCACUUGGCGCUGUUGGCGGUGGCGUUGCUGUGGCAGGCCCGGUGCGGCGCCGCGCCCGCCGCCGUCAAGUUCUGCGGCCGGCAGCUCGGGGAGAUCAUGAGCAGGGUCUGCCACGCCUACAAUAGCCCCUCCUGGGACGUACCUACAGUGGUGGUAGAACAAACUGGGUCGCUGGUGCGACGGAGACGGCACCUCGGCAUAGCAGACGAAUGUUGCACAAUGGGGUGCACGUGGGAACAGCUCAGCAAAUACUGCUCAGUCAGCGCUUAUUCAGAAUCACCGAUGGACGAUAUAGAAACGCAUAUGAUAGCAGACCGAUCGGCUGAGCAAGCGGCAGGGCCGCCGUCACCCGCUGUGGUCGGCAACAGCGUGCCAGGGCCGCAAUCAGGAGGCGCGCGGCGCGAGGUGGGGCGCAAUCGGAGUCGCGGGUACGGGCGCGCGCGGGCCCGGGGGCGCCGUUGUUGGUGCCGGCGCAAGCGGCGCUCGGGCCGACGGCGAUCCGCUCUCAUGGGUAACAUGGGCCUCGUAGAAAAUGCAGCUCGCGCUGCGCCCGUAGUAGGCACCGUGUCGCCCCUGCUAACGUGGGGCAGAACUCUCAAUACUGACUUGCCCAUCGCAGAUGAGAACAAAUACGCCUAUGUCGCCAUCUACACAUAAUCCACGCCGAUUGUCGCGACUUUAUCGCAUGGAAACUGAAACAAUGGCUCAUGAUCGGACAUCGUCUGACAACUGUUUACAGAAAAUCAAUUCUGUUAAUCGCUCAUUCUUUUUAAAAGCGUCUUAAAAUGUGUCAUGGCUUUACAUCAUAGCAUAAUUGUACAGGUCCUAUUGGAUUUGACUGUCUACAUAGUUAAAGUAUCUGCAAGUCCACCUUUUUAGUUUUUAAAAGCUAAAUAAAAUUACGCUUUGAAGCAUACGACAAAUGAACAAGUUUUGUUCAAUAUAGACAUACAAGUGAAAAAUGUUCUCAAAACUUGUGAUGUCAGCUUUCAGGUGGAGUAGGUAAUAUUAAUGUGUUCUAAUUAUACAUAAUCUAGUUCAAAAAUAUUCCAUAAAUAUAGAUGAGUAUGUUUUGUACCUAUUAAUAAAUAAGAUGUGUUCGUACAGUCCAUCAACUCGAUGGAUGCAUUAAUCAUGUACAAAGUUAAGCUUUUUAUUAAUAUCGUGGUAUUUUCGACGUAGGUAUAGAUAUUGAAUUAUAUAGCAUUAGUUACAU
Plodia interpunctella (Indianmeal moth) is the source of this 1414-nucleotide messenger RNA. Its product is annotated as insulin-like peptide. The record is from RefSeq and is a predicted model, not a curated record. Gene Ontology annotation, cellular component: extracellular region. Gene Ontology annotation, molecular function: hormone activity. NCBI's taxonomy places the organism in Eukaryota, Metazoa, Arthropoda, Insecta, Lepidoptera, Pyralidae. Bases 178 to 855 code for a protein of 225 amino acids. The transcript has 5 exons.